Messenger RNA from Haliotis rufescens (red abalone), 870 nucleotides. RefSeq lists its product as uncharacterized. The transcript is spliced from 2 exons. The record is from RefSeq and is a predicted model, not a curated record. The coding region runs from base 65 to 652 and encodes 195 amino acids. NCBI's taxonomy places the organism in Eukaryota, Metazoa, Mollusca, Gastropoda, Lepetellida, Haliotidae.
AGCUCUAAAACCAAGUGCUCAUAUAUUUUUACAAGGGACGCUCCUUGAACUGAAACGAACUAAAAUGGCAGCUAUGGUUUUGUUACGGGGUGCUGCUUUUUUGGCCUUUUUCUACACAGCGUCGUCUGCUCCCUAUUUUUUGGAAGCAGACGAAUUCGCUGAGACGCUCAAAGUGGAAGACGACAUGUCAAGAGUCAUGUCAAGAACAAUUUCCCAAAACGACCGAAACCUGUGGCUUAAAAAGGGAGAAAGUGUGACAAUGAAGUUUUGUCUAGAUGUUGAAGCUUUCGUCAAGAUCAGGAAUAUCUUCUGGGCUAAUGACGGCUGGCUGGACACAAUUGUUAUCAAAAUAAACGACAAACCUAUCGGUAACUUUAGCACUAAUGACAAUUCUAACUGGGGUGAGUUGUGGAACACCCUCAGCGAGAGUGGUCCUGUCGGAGAUGAGAUAAACCUGCCCUCGGGUGAGCACACUCUCACUCUAGAGGUCCCUGAAGCAGACUUCUACGGGGUGGAGAUCGACAAGGUCAUUCUGGAGGUAGACGGCAUGCUCACGGAUCAAGGACUCGCCUGCAUUGAUGCAAAAGAUGAAGCAGACGACCUAGACGUGGGAGACAUGAAAACAGAAGACAAAACUGGACAUGAUUGUUAGCCGUAUGACCAUGAAAUAAGAUGCUCAGGCUUGCCAAGAAGAUUGUGACUGGGCCCGGUCAAGUCAGGAAGAGACUGAUUGGUCCGGACUGGUCAGGAUGAGACUGUGAUUGGCCCGGACUGGUCAGGAAGAGACUGUGAUUGGACCGGACUGGUCAGGAGAUCUGCAAAUCAACUUUCACAUAUGGAUGCGUUACUGAAUAAAAUACUCUGAACAUA